AUGCUUUUCACCAAACUCAUCGCCUCGCUCGUGCUUUUGGCACAAGCAGGGGUCCUGUCAUCCCCGGUGCCAGUCAAGUCCAAGACAACCUCCAGCGUCAAAAAGACCUCAAACACCCUAAGCGUCAAGCCUGUGGUUCCCCAGGUCGCCAAUUCCGCCCCAGCGCCAAAGCUGCUCCGAACCAAUACGGUCAGCGCGGCGAAAGCCACCACGGCCGAACCGAAACCACUCCGAAGAACAAAGUCGUUUGGCGAUAAGCCAUCAGGAAAGCCCUUGGAUCCGUGCGGCGGGUCUGGUGCUCGCAUUCGUCGCCGCGGAGGGUGUGACCCCCAGCCCGAGUCCCUCGACGGAAAGCAAAUCCCAAAGGGAAAGACCGUGACCGCCAAGAUUGAGACAAGCCAAGGCACCACAGGCGUCCCGGCCAUGGGGACCAAGGAUGCCCCGGUUCACUCCAAGAACGUGCUUGACGCGGCCGCAAAGUCCAAAUCGAACACAGAGCCCAUGCCAAUCAACUCGCCGGCGCAAGCCGCCAAGCAGCGGGCAGCGACGGUGGCCUCGACGAGCACCCAGCCCGGUACGCACCGCGACGAGGAACCACCCGCCACCAUGAGACAAGAUGAUACUAAGAAGUCCACCGUCCUGAAUGCGCCAGUCUCAGAAUCGACCCAGAAACAAGCACCGACGAUUAAAGAGGCAAAGAAAGUGGCAACUGGGCCUGGCGGCAGCGGUAAGAUGCAGAUGGGCUUGAACGACGAGAAGGAAGGACUCGUGGUUGGCGACGACCUGAGAAACCUGGCGACCGGCGGUCAGUCUGGGCAACGAGGCGACAACACUAAAUAUAAUUUGCGGGACAGGCCGUCGUAA
Pyricularia pennisetigena is the source of this 864-nucleotide messenger RNA. RefSeq lists its product as uncharacterized. The record is from RefSeq and is a predicted model, not a curated record. The transcript has a single exon. Bases 1 to 864 code for a protein of 287 amino acids. Lineage: Eukaryota; Fungi; Ascomycota; Sordariomycetes; Magnaporthales; Pyriculariaceae.